Molecule: messenger RNA, 1212 nt
Organism: Erigeron canadensis
Lineage: Eukaryota; Viridiplantae; Streptophyta; Magnoliopsida; Asterales; Asteraceae
Product: L-type lectin-domain containing receptor kinase IX.1-like
Exons: 1
Coding region: 1-1212 (403 amino acids)
Biological process (GO): protein phosphorylation
Cellular component (GO): plasma membrane
Molecular function (GO): ATP binding; protein kinase activity
Source: RefSeq, a predicted model, not a curated record
AUGAAAGUCCAACAGGGACCAUCAACAAGUAAGGUGGGAUUAAUAGCUGGAUUAGUUGUUGCUGUACUUUCUGUUUCGAGUAUCGCUGUUUUUUUUUAUUUUUGGUGGGGCACCAAACACAAAAAACAUGAAGUGGGAUAUGAUGCAGAGAUGAACAACGAUUUCGAACAAGGUACUGGACCAAAAAGAUUUUCUUACAACGAAAUUUUCCAGGCAACUGAUGGUUUUGCAGAGAUAAACAAGAUUGGGGAGGGAGGUUUUGGAGGGGUUUAUAAAGGUUUUUUGAAAGAUCUAGAUACCUAUGUCGCGGUCAAAAGGGUGUCCAAGACUUCUGAACAGGGGAUCAGGGAGUAUACUGCAGAAGUUAAAAUAAUUAGCCGACUCAGACACAAAAAUCUGGUGGAACUCAAGGGCUGGUGCCAUGAAAAAAGCGAGUUGCUGCUUAUUUACGAGUUUAUGGAAAACGGCAGCUUAGAUUUACAUCUCUUUAAGAAGAAAAGCUUGUUGACGUGGGACAAGAGGAAAAGAAUUGCAUAUGGCCUGGCCUCUGUUUUGUCGUAUAUUCAUGAAGACUGCAAGGAAUGUAUUUUGCACAGAGAUGUCAAAUCAAGCAAUGUUAUGUUGGACUCAAAUUUUGAUGCAAAACUUGGUGAUUUUGGGUUAGCUAAGUUGGUUGACCAUGACAAAAGCUCUAAGACAACCAGGUUGGCUGGGACAUUGGGUUACAUCGCUCCAGAAUGUAUGAUCACUGGCAAAGCAAACAAAGAAUCUGAUGUAUUUAGCUUUGGAGUUGUUACUCUUGAAAUAGCUUGUGGGCGAAAAUCCAUCGAGAAUAAGGCUCAGGAAAGACAAGUAAAUUUAGUAGAAUGGGUUUGGGAUCUCUAUGGGACUGGGAGUAUUCUAGAAGCAGUUGAUCCGUCACUCGGCUUAGACAACACAGAAGAAAUUGAGCGGCUGUUGAUCGUUGGGUUAUGGUGUGCACACCCUCAUGCAAACCUACGCCCAUCAAUGAGGCAAGCCAAUCAAGUAUUGAACUCUGAAGCUUCCCUGCCUAUACUCCCACCAAAGAUGCCGAAAAUUACUUUUUACUCCCCUCCAACUCUUUCUGAAUUGGGUGAAAGUUCUUCAGGUACGUCGGGUGUUAACACAGUUCCCUCAAAGCUCACCACAUCAUCAACAACUUCUUCUCCAGCUGCGUUGCUCUUUAGUUAA